AUGGUUAAAAUAUUACAAGCACCCCGAUUAUGGCGCUCUCGCCUGCUUUUUCUCGCCAUGGUUAUGCUCUCUGCAUUUGCCAUUUGGUGGUCUAGGAAAAUACUCCACGCUGCCUUGACACUUAUCUUCCUCCCUUUUACUUGGGGUCAUAAUGCAAGCCAAUUCCUGAUUUCUCAAGACGUCGAUGGGUUCGAUGUCACUUUCGCAAACUACAGUCGGAUGCAGGAAACUGCUGGCUCUUCUUACCAGGACAAGAUUCCGCCUAUUCUUCAUCAUAUCCUGUUGGAGAAUCCAGCCGCUGCAACAAAAUGGCAGCACGCUCGGCAAAGCUGUCUGGAGAUGCACCCUGGGUGGGAAACACAUUUCUGGACCGAUGCCAAAGCUGAACAGUUCGUUGCUGAAAAGUUUCCUGCGCUCAAGAACAUGUGGGACGGCUACCGGUUCCCAAUUCAACGGAUUGACGCGCUGCGGUAUUUCAUCCUUUACGAGUAUGGUGGGGUUGUACUAGAUAUGGACUUACAAUGCCGGCGGUCUUUGGGUCCAUUGAGACGUUUUGAGUUUGUUGCUCCGGCUGCCCAUCCUGUCGGGUUUUCGAACGGUUUCAUGAUGGCCAGCAGGGGCAAUAAGUUUAUCAAAGACAUUAUAGCACACCUGGAGACGUAUAACAGACACUGGUUCGGAUUAGCGUAUCCAACGGUAAUGUUCAGUACCGGCUGCCAUUUUGCGUCCACCCCACGAGGCUUUCUCAAGGCUUAUUACUUUGUUCGUGUCUUACGGAUCCGUCGCCGGAUCCUCAUCAGGUUUGCCGUCCUGGCACUGUUAGUCCCCAUAUUUCUACAAUACGCCCUAGCAUAUCAUCUUGGUAGCGACGCCAGGCUGUUACCGCGCGAGUUACAGGAUAUAAAGAACAUAUUGAUUGUGACCGCUCAUCCUGACGACGAAUGCCUCUUCUUUGCGCCGAUCAUUGUUGGUGUACUAGAUAAAAAUGACGGCAUCAAAGGCGGACUGCUCGCUCUGUCGACCGGUAGGUUCAUUUUGAAUCUUCAGCCUUUGCAGUAUGAAAAUGCACUGACCAGACGUGCCGUCGAUGCUGCAGGCAACAACAAAGGGUUAGGCGACACGCGAAAAAAGGAGCUAAGGGGAUCAUGUGAGGCCCUUGGAAUUGAUUCCUCCAGAUGCGAAGCGUUAGACCACCCGGAUCUUCAGGACAACCCUACGGCUUGGUGGGAUACAACCAUUACCCAAGCUAUCAUUAAAGAGUACGUUCAUAAGUGGGAUAUUGACACUAUCAUUACUUUCGACGAGUACGGCAUCUCCGGACACAUAAAUCAUCGCGCGGUGAGCGCUGCUGUUAGUGAAUACGUCAAGAGUGACAGCAGCGCACCAGUUGCGUAUAAGCUGGUAACCACGACGCUACUAAGGAAGUACACAUUCUUAUUCGACCUUCCAUUUACAGCAUUGGCCUUUGCAUGGCGAAUUGCUGCUGCUGUAAUCUUGCCUUCCUCCAAGAUAAACGAGGGUUAUAGCAGAAAAGCGCUUGUUGAUCCCGACAAGAAUGACGAGCAACGGCGUAUCAGUCUCGAAUUACGCUCGACAGAUAUCGAUGAAGGAAAAGAAAGCGCCCACACAAGCCCAUUGAACGACUCAGGGCCCCAAGAUCGUGCAAGGAAAGAAAGUGAAAUGGGAAAAGCCAUACCAAAAUACGUCUUGCAGUAUGCACCGCUCGUUCACCUCCACUCAAAGGAGAACUUUUGGCCCGCCGAUAUUGCCGAGCAUAUACUACACAUGACACCGCAAGUUGAGGGGAAAUCGUUGAACCAAUCCUUGCUGCUCACAAACCUCGAUGUGCUGAAUAAAAAACCCGGCGGAGUUUUCCUCACAAGUAAGGACAACGUCGAGUCGAGACCGGAGUGGCUACAUAGCCACGUUGGCAUACCUAAAUCUGGGUUUGACGUUUCUCAGCAGCGCUACAUUCGGCGUGUCAUUAGUCCUCAACGACCGUCAUGGCAUUCUCAUUCAACUCAACCAUUUGGUAAGGACGGAAUCAGCCGCCGGGACCAGAAACCUAUUACAGGUACGGCGACAGAAGAACUUAAGCUGGAUGGAUACUCCGAGGCACCGGCAGUUUUAAUUCUUGUCGACAAAGGUUCUGGCAUCGUCGACGCAUUCUGGUUCUUUUUCUACUCGUACAACCUCGGACAAACCGUACUGAACAUCCGCUUCGGUAACCACGUCGGCGACUGGGAAUACUGUAUGGUCCGAUUUGAGCAAGGUGCCCCUCGUGGGAUCUUUAUGUCUGAGCAUGCAGGCGGCCAGGCUUAUUCAUACUCCGCUGUCGAGAAACGUAAUGCUCGACCCGUGCUGUAUUCCGCGGUUGGCUCUCACGCUAUAUAUCCAAAUCCUGGCGAUCAUCCAUAUGUCUUACCAUUCAAUAUGCUGAAGGACGUUACCGACCAAGGUCCUCUCUGGGACCCAGCUCAGAAUACUUACUCAUACUGGUAUGAUCCUAGGAACAACACGGGCAAGUAUAACCAGUCAGACUUUGGCCAUGUGUUGUCUCGAAACACCUCAGAUAGCCUUAUUCCUACUGCAGAAAAUCCUAGUGCGCCAACAUCUUGGUUUCACUAUGUUGGUGCUUGGGGCGACAAUAUCUAUAGUCUCGCUGACAGGCGCCAGUGGCGCCUUUUCAAUCAGUACCACUACGACGAGGGGCCCUACGGCCCCAAGCUCAAGGGCUUAGAUCGCGAGCAAAUUUGUCCUACAGAUCAGUGUGAGAUCCUAGAAACGAUAAUCCCAGGUCAGACAUGGUAUGGAAAGAAAACGAUCGGUUUAUGA
Molecule: messenger RNA, 2835 nt
Organism: Colletotrichum truncatum
Lineage: Eukaryota; Fungi; Ascomycota; Sordariomycetes; Glomerellales; Glomerellaceae
Source: RefSeq, a predicted model, not a curated record